CCCUGCCCAUGGCAGGGGAUUGGAACUGGAUGGGCUUUGAGGUCCUUUCCAACUCAAAGCAUUCCACGAUUCUCUGAUUCCUGGUGCUGCCAGAGCAGGGUUGGUACCGGUACCACAGGCUCUCCCCAGCCUCCUCCUUUGCCCAACAAACUGAGGGAAUGCUUUUGUUCUUCUCUGGCGGCACUCAGACCGGAGCUGCUGGGAGCAUCUUAGUGGGAAAUGUUCACUGUAAGCCGUUUUUGCGAAGAACAGAGCACUUCUGUGCUCCCAGCCUCCUUUUUAAACUGCAGAUCUUUCCUGCUAAUUAGCCUGUCUUGGUCUACAUAGCCCUAAUUAUUCCAUUUGGCCUUAAAUCCUGACUGCUCCAGCUACGAUGUGUUCAAAUGGAUCUUGUGGCAUUUGCAAUUAUUUUUAGGGUGAACUUUUGAAUAUAUUUACAUAACUAAAUCAGAUCAAGAUAGCAGGAAGAGGCAGAUGAGCCCUUUUCUUUUUAACGCUGAAAAAAAAUGCCAGAACUGUUUGUUGUUCCCUCUGAUUUACAUCUAAACAAAUGGGCCUGCAUUUGACUUUUUGACUUGUCUGUGGUAUGUGGGCAUGCAUUUGAAAUGGUUUAACCUUAACCAAGCGGUGGGUCAGGAUGUUAACAGCGGUGCUGAAUUGCCACAAAAGUACUUUUGGUGGUGAUGAUCCUUUGCUGCUGGGAUGGGAAACGCAUGCCUGGCGGGGCAGAGGCACUGCCUCGUGUCCUGGCAAUCUGAUGGUUUAAACACAAGUGGAUAAAAGCGCAGUGAGUGGAUGGUAAGCGGGUGACCUGGUGAGCAGUUGACCACCAUUCCAGGUAGGUGGAGUGGAAUGUCAGGGGUUGGAAGGGAAACGGAGCAAGCCCUCCAGCAUCUGGUUGCUUGUGGGGCUGGCUCUGGUGGCAGGUAGGGCAGGGAGGCUGCCUGGCUCUGGGGCAGCUCCCCUGCUUGCUCCCUGCCGCAAAGGGGCUUUGCACCACCCGCUGCUGAAUGUUCUCUUUCACGGAGAGAUUCGAGAGGAGAAAAACGUAUUUUCUGAAGCAGUUCUUUGGACUGUCAACAAAACAAAACGCAUGGACGCCCCGUUCCUUCCACUCUAUUCAGCUCCCACCCCAGCCACAUAACCACAAAGGACUUGAAAUCCCUGGGUGAGCCCAGGGGAGGGAUUGCAAAACCUGUGCUCACAAAUGGAGCAGAAAGGGGGAGGGUGUGAGAAGCAGUGCCAGCGUUCCCAGGAGUCCCUCCCAGGGAGACGGCACAGCAGGGGACUUGCAGAAACUGCUGCCUUCCUGCUGGGGAUCCUAGCGAGAGGCAGAAACCCCCAAAAGCCUUAAUGCCAGAUGAAGCCUUCAAGGAUUUUUGCAUAAGAUGCCCGUUGGGUUGAACACUUGCUAGCGGAAAGCUGAAGCGUGGUCGCCAGCCUGUGCGGAGAAGAACAGAAUGCGGGUCACCAUGAGGAGGGUGUUACUGGUAGUGGGCUCGGUGGUCGCCCUGAUGGUGACUCUGCACCUCGGCCAGCAGGUCCUGGAGUGCCAGCAGGUCCUAAGCGAGAGGAGGCACAGGCUGAUGAGACCUGAAAACGAGGAGCUGGUCAUGAUGGACUCCAACCACGUCGAGUACCGUUACAGCAAGGAGAUGCCCUUGAUCUUCAUUGGCGGGGUCCCUCGGAGCGGCACAACACUGAUGAGGGCUAUGCUCGAUGCCCACCCUGAGGUGCGCUGCGGAGAGGAGACUCGCAUCAUCCCCCGCGUGCUGGCGAUGCGGCAGGCCUGGUCCAAAUCGGGGCGAGAGAAGAUGCGCCUGGAUGAAGCGGGGGUGACGGACCAAGUUUUGGAUGCCGCUAUGCAGGCCUUUAUACUGGAAGUGAUUGCCAAGCACGGCGAGCCAGCCAGGUAUUUGUGUAACAAGGACCCCUUCACGCUGAAGUCUUCUGUCUACCUGUCCAGGCUGUUCCCCAAUUCCAAAUUCCUCUUGAUGGUUCGAGAUGGCCGAGCUUCGGUCCAUUCUAUGAUCACACGGAAAGUGACGAUCGCGGGCUUCGACCUGAACAGCUACCGAGACUGCCUGACCAAGUGGAACAAAGCCAUCGAGGUGAUGUACUCACAGUGCUUGGAGAUUGGGCGGUCCCGGUGCCUGCCCGUCUACUACGAGCAGCUGGUUCUGCACCCCGAGCAGUCCAUGCAGGCCAUCAUGAAGUUCCUGGACAUCUCCUGGAGCGACACGGUGCUGCACCACGAGGAGCUGAUAGGGAAGCCUGGUGGAGUGUCGCUUUCCAAGAUAGAAAGAUCAACAGACCAGGUUAUCAAGCCGGUGAACAUGGAGGCGUUAUCUAAAUGGAUCGGGCAUAUCCCAGGGGAUGUGCUGCAGGACAUGGCCCACAUUGCACCGAUGCUCGCCAGGCUUGGCUACGAUCCCUAUGCCAACCCGCCCAACUACGGCCACCCCGACCCCUUAGUUGUCAACAACACGCACAGAGUUUUAAAAGGGGAUUAUAAAACGCCAGCCAAUUUGAAAGGUCAUCUGCAGGUGACUCAGAACACAUCAUCUUCUCACUAAGAAAAUUAAUGAUUUCCAGAAUGCUGCAAAUGGCCUUUUGUUGUCCAACAAAGAAGAGUUUGCAAUGGCACCAGUGGAAAUCGGUUAUCCAAGCAUAUUGCUUGCUAAUACUAUUGCCAAAAUGACUGCUCCACGAGGAAUGUAUUUGCAUUUAUUUGCAAAGGCCAAACGUUUGACAGGCUGGAUCCCCGUUGUCCGCUGUCUCCGAGCGCUCCGUGGUGGAAGCACCUGUGGGAAUCCGCACCAGAGGGAGUUGGCGUGCAGCCGGAGGAGAUGCCGUGUGCUGUGGCCAGAGGACUCAUUAGGUCGCGUGUAGAUGUCCGUGACACCGUUCUCUCAUGGCAGGAUCAGCGAUCGCUGCCCUGACCCUGUCAAGCCCUUGUCAUGCGAGUGACCCCCUCCCCGUCCCAGCCCUUCACUGUGACUUACAGAGGCUAUUGCAGAGUUAAUAUAUGAGCCCGCCCCCCUCCCCGCCUCCUUCCUUUGUUGCACAUCAUUAAACUAUUGUUUUAAUAUUGUA
Molecule: messenger RNA, 3096 nt
Organism: Cuculus canorus (common cuckoo)
Lineage: Eukaryota; Metazoa; Chordata; Aves; Cuculiformes; Cuculidae
Gene: TPST2
Product: tyrosylprotein sulfotransferase 2
Exons: 6
Coding region: 1461-2576 (371 amino acids)
Biological process (GO): peptidyl-tyrosine sulfation
Cellular component (GO): Golgi apparatus
Molecular function (GO): protein-tyrosine sulfotransferase activity
Source: RefSeq, a predicted model, not a curated record